Messenger RNA from Aspergillus eucalypticola CBS 122712, 1069 nucleotides. RefSeq names its product ribulose-phosphate 3-epimerase RPE1. The transcript is spliced from 3 exons. Gene Ontology annotation, cellular component: cytosol. Gene Ontology annotation, molecular function: D-ribulose-phosphate 3-epimerase activity; metal ion binding. The record is from RefSeq and is a predicted model, not a curated record. Lineage: Eukaryota; Fungi; Ascomycota; Eurotiomycetes; Eurotiales; Aspergillaceae. Bases 311 to 1069 code for a protein of 252 amino acids. Gene Ontology annotation, biological process: pentose-phosphate shunt, non-oxidative branch; pentose-phosphate shunt; carbohydrate metabolic process.
GCUCGUUGCCCUUUUGGCCGUGAUGGAGUCUCCAUAUUUGUUGAUAUCCACUCCCGGGUCACUGUGGCUCUCCCUUCCCACCCCCCCAUUCCUUUCACCGCGCCCCUCGUUCGUCGGUGACCCGUCAUCAGAAUAAUAAGUGUCCGUAACUAUAAAUCCGGUGCCCCUCCACUUCCUCCAUCUCCGGUGGUACCGCAUAAUACCGAAUCUUAAAUAAAUUCUUCUUAAAUCCGCUUCAUAUUUUCAUCCCAGAUACCAAUUAGCCUACUACCUACCUCUAAAGUCCCCCUCCUUCCAGGUCUUAUCCACCAUGUCCCCGCCAGCUAUCAUUGCUCCCUCCAUCCUGAGUGCCGACUUCGGCACCCUGGGCAGCGAAUGCUCGACCAAGAUCGCCCAAGGAUCCGACUGGUUGCACGUCGACAUCAUGGACGGCCACUUCGUCCCCAACAUGACCUUUGGCGCCCCCGUCGUCACCAAGAUUCGCUCUCAUGUUGCUCGUCCCACCGAACCCCACGGCAAGGGUACCUUUGACUGCCACAUGAUGAUUCAGGAGCCCCACAAAUGGGUCAAGGACUUCAAAGACGCCGGCUGUGAUCUCUACUGCUUCCACUACGAAGCCGCCAUUUCCUCCACCGCUGCUACCAGUCCCGCCGACAACACCACAACCACCAAGACCAGCCCCAAGGACCUCAUCCGCUAUAUCCACGAGGAGGGCAUGCAGGCCGGAAUUGCUAUCAAGCCCGAUACCCCCGUCGACGUCCUCUGGGAUAUUCUGGCAAAUGAGAACGAGAAGGAACGUCCGGAUAUGGUCCUGGUUAUGACCGUUCACCCCGGAUUCGGUGGUCAGAAGUUCAUGGCCUCCGAGCUGCCCAAGGUCAAAGCUCUGCGCGAAAAAUACCCUAACCUCAACAUCGAGGUGGAUGGUGGCUUGGGACUGGGCACGAUUGACCAGGCUGCUGAGGCUGGCGCCAACGUCAUCGUUGCGGGCUCGGCCGUCUUUGGCGCCCAGGAUCCCGCCGACGUCAUCGCUAAGCUCCGCGAGACUGUUAACAAGUAUCGCAAGGAGUAA